GCGUCGCUGCCUUUGUGCGGAUCCGCUGCCCCGAAGACCCGAGGAGGAGCAGGAAGCAGGAGAACCAGCAGGAGAACCAGCAGGAGAACCAGCAGGAGAACCCGGAGGAGACACGUGCACGGAGAGAGUCCGGAACCGAGCGGAUCUGAGGCCGGAACUCUUCUUUGUGCUGCAGCGGGUUCGAGUCCGGAGCAGAAAGGCCUCCAAGAUAGAUUCCCUCAGGAGUGCAGUGGACUUGCUCCGCCUCCCUCUGGCGCUCUCCUCCAAGUCCAUCAGCAGCCACAAGAGCCAGCUGGGCGUGGUCUGGGAGAAGGGCGGGGCAGGCUCCGGGGCAGGAGGGGCUCAGAAACCCCGCCCACCGCCGGCCUCCGACAUGGACAACGAGUCGAUGUACUCCGCCUACUCCUUCAAGUCGUCGCACUCGCGGACCUCCCGCAAACACAGAGAGCGGAGGGACAAGCAUCGCUCCAAGGCUCGGGACAGCAGCCUCCGCGGAGACAAGUCCGUGAGCAUCCAGGCGCCUGGCGAGACGCUGCUGGACGUGGAGUCCACCCGCGGGGACGACCGGGUCCGAGUUCAGUCUGAGUCACCGCCGUUAACGCGUGGCGCCGCCGUCACUCAUCCCUCUCUCCUCCUCUCUCUCUCUCCUCAGGACGACAACUGGGGCGAGACCACCACCGUGGUCACCGGCACCUCCGUGGACAGCGCCUCCCAGGAGGACCUGACACGGAUCUCCAAGGACCUAGAGGAGUCCUCGCCGCUGGAGUGCCGCCGUUACUUCGGCGUUGUGUUGGGCGCCGUCCUGGGGCUCUUUGCUCUGGUCACGCCUCUGGCCUUUCUGGCGCUGCCGCAGCUGCUGUGGCGGGACGUCCUGGACCCUUGCGGCACGCCGUGCGAGGGCCUCUACAUUUCUCUGGCCUUUAAGCUCCUGAUCCUCCUGAUCUCCACCUGGGCGCUGUUCCUCCGCCCGACCAGAGCCACGCUGCCGCGCUUCUUCAUCUUCCGCUGUCUGCUGCUGGCGCUGGUCUUCCUCUUCGUGGCGUCCUACUGGCUCUUCUACGGCGUGCGGGUGCUGGAGCCCAGAGAGACGGACUACAGGGGGAUUGUGGGAUACGCAGCAUCGCUGGUGGACGCGCUGCUGUUCAUCCAGUACCUGGCUCUGGUGCUGCUGGAGGUGCGGCACCUGCAGCCGGCGUUCUGCCUGAAGGUCGUGAGGACCACAGACGGAGCCAGUCGCUUCUACAGCGUCGGACAUCUCAGUAUUCAGCGGGCGGCCGCCUGGCUUCUGGACCAGUACUACAGUGACUUCCCGGUCUAUAACCCGGCCCUGCUCAACCUGCCCAAGUCCAUCCUCACCAGAAAGAUGUCGGCCUUCAAGGUCUACAAUCUCGGAGAAGACAACAGCACCAACGCCUCCUCGGGACAAUCCAGAGCCAUGAUCGCAGCCAACGCUCGCCGGAGAGACAACUCCCACACCGAGUUCUACUACGAGGAGGCCGAGGUGGAGCGGAGGGUCCGCAAGCGCAAGGCCAGGCUGGUGGUGGCAGUAGAAGAAGCCUUCACCCACAUCAAGCGUCACCAGGAAGAAGAGGCGGUUCUGUCCUCGCCCAAACACCCACGGGAGGUGAUGGACCCGAGGGAGGCGGCUCAGGCCAUCUUCGCCCCGAUGGCGCGGGCCAUGCAGAAGUACCUCCGAGCCACCAGGCAGCAGUCGUACCACAGCAUGGAGAGCAUCAUCGACUUCCUGCAGUUCUGCAUCACGCACAACAUGACUCCCAAGGCUUUCCUCGAGAGGUACCUCAGCCCCGGCCCCACCCUCCAGUACCUGGACAGCAGCAGCAGGGGGCGCCAGUGGACACUAGUGAGCGAGGAGCCUGUGACUGCGUCUCUGCGGCAGGACCAGGUCUUCACCCUGAAACGCCCGGACUUCUCCCUGGUCGUCACGGUGACACCACUUCCCUUCCUGCGCCUGGGCGAGGAAUUCGUCGACCCCAAAAGCCACAAGUUUGUGAUGAAGCUGCAGUCGGAGACGUCUGUGUAGGAGGAAAGGAAAUAAUCCUGUAGCGUCGCUUUGUAUCUGUUAAUAUAACCGUGCACUACUUUUACAUCAAUGGAGUCGACAUUUAAACUCACUGACGAGAAGAGGCAACAGAAAUAACCUGGUCUCUGACCUUGUUCCUCUUUCGGUUGUGGUGAGUCAGACCGACCCUGGCCUCAGAGUGCGACUGGUAACUGUGAUAAAGAACUGGAGACCGCCUCCACUUCCCAUCGCUCUGACGAGUCUGUGGUUUUAGUCGUAUUUCACUACAAAUGUAAUAGAGCGUUCUUUUAAUGAAACAAAGAAUGAAGUUGGAUUUAGGUCCCAAGAUUUAAUCAAGAGUUUUCGGAUAUCCUCCGGCUGUGGUGUGAUAAAGUCUGAGCAGCUUUUGAUUCAAACCGCUUCUCAUUUCCCGUCGUGCCUGAACUUCUUCGAAAAAGUCGAACCUUCCCCAUUUUCACACGUGGUCAGGUUUUCACAGAACGCAUCAAACACUGAAACCUUCCUGUCUUUUUUAUAAUCCACCGAACGUUUCCCUGAAGAGAGAGAGCGGUCACACGCUCGAGUCGCAGGACGAAGAAAGAAACACUGGACGGACUUUGAUUGUGUUAUUUCUCAUGAAGUUUUUAUUGAAUGGCUUUUCCACCUGUAAUAAUGUGUUUUUCAUACGGUUACUGAUGCACUGGCAACAAAUGUAGGAACAAUAAAGUGAAUGUUCAGUGACA
Limanda limanda (common dab) is the source of this 2763-nucleotide messenger RNA. RefSeq names its product VANGL planar cell polarity protein 2 (gene vangl2). The record is from RefSeq and is a predicted model, not a curated record. The coding region runs from base 374 to 2041 and encodes 555 amino acids. The transcript is spliced from 7 exons. Gene Ontology annotation, biological process: establishment of planar polarity; Wnt signaling pathway, planar cell polarity pathway; multicellular organism development. NCBI's taxonomy places the organism in Eukaryota, Metazoa, Chordata, Actinopteri, Pleuronectiformes, Pleuronectidae. Gene Ontology annotation, cellular component: plasma membrane.